Molecule: messenger RNA, 1626 nt
Organism: Arachis stenosperma
Lineage: Eukaryota; Viridiplantae; Streptophyta; Magnoliopsida; Fabales; Fabaceae
Product: heptahelical transmembrane protein 4-like
Exons: 4
Coding region: 229-1410 (393 amino acids)
Cellular component (GO): membrane
Molecular function (GO): signaling receptor activity
Source: RefSeq, a predicted model, not a curated record
UGAUUGCACCACAACAAUACAAACAAACCACAAUUGAAAUACCCGCGAAGCCAAGGCAAAAGGGAAAUUGGGUAGUUGGCAUCUCCGCAUCUCAUCCAAGAAUCUUCUUUUGUUAACGUCAAAAUAUCCCCGGCCCCCUUUCUUCUCAAUUCUUCUCAUUCGUCCUCGCCUUCCCCUUCUUAAUAAUCUCGUAAUUGUUUUAAUUGUGAGGGCAAGGGGAUCACGGGUAUGGGUGGUGAAGACGAAGCGGUUGAGUCGGUUAGCGGUGGUUGUUCACGGGCAGGGAAAAGGAGGAGGCUAUGGAAGAAGAUGAAGUCCCAGCUGGUGGAGUACCACGCUCUACCUGGUUACUUGAGGGACAACGAGUACAUCCUCCGCCAUUACCGCCCCGAAUGGCCUAUGAAGCAGGUCCUUCUCAGCAUCUUCACCAUCCACAAUGAAACUCUCAAUGUUUGGACGCAUCUGAUUGGGUUUUUCAUAUUUCUGGCAUUGACCAUAUACACUGCCAUGAAAGUUCCAAAGGUUGUAGAUCUUAAUACACUGCAGCAUUUUCCCGACCUGCACAAAUUACAAUCAGAGCUUCUCACUUGCCUCCCUUCCAUGCCUGAUUUUCACAAGAUCAGGGACGAGUUAAGGACUACGUUGCCCUCAAUGGAUAUGCUUCCGUCAAUCUCAAGUUGGCAUGUAAAAGAACUUCUGUAUAAUUGUUUGCCGGAAAGAUUUUCCAGUGCCAAUCAUACCGAUUCUUGUGUUCUGCAUAGUGUAAAGGAGGACCUGGCAAACAUCAUAGCACCACUGAUGAUUAGACCAAUUACAAGGUGGCCUUUUUUCGCAUUUUUAGGAGGGGCAAUGUUUUGCCUGCUAGCUAGCAGUGUCUGCCAUCUACUCUCUUGCCACUCCGAGCGCAUAUCUUACAUUAUGCUCAGGCUCGACUAUGCUGGCAUUGCAGCCCUGAUAUCUACCUCAUUCUAUCCCCCAGUAUAUUACUCGUUUAUGUGUUAUCCAUUCUUCUGCAACCUUUACUUGGGAUUCAUUACCAUAUUGGGAAUCGCCACUAUCUUGGUUUCUCUCCUUCCAGUCUUUCAAAGUCCAGAAUUCCGCACCAUCCGGGCAUCCCUCUUCUUUGGGAUGGGUUUGUCUGGUGCAGGACCUAUACUGCACAAGCUGUAUUUGUUCUGGGGGGAGCCUGAGGUAUUCCAUACAACAGGUUAUGAGCUUCUGAUGGGUGCUUUCUAUGGCAUUGGAGCACUAAUCUAUGCCACCAGGAUUCCGGAACGGUGGAUGCCUGGGAAAUUUGACAUUGCUGGACACAGUCACCAGUUGUUUCAUAUAUUCGUCGUGGCUGGGGCGUAUACUCAUUAUCGUGCUGGAUUGGUUUAUCUCAGGUGGCGUGACCUUAGGGGUUGCUGAUUUUGUGAACCAUAAAGGGAUCAGUCAUUGAUUGCUCAUUUUGUUGUAUAAUCUGCAGCUGUAUGCUAAUUUUACAUCUCGAGCUGGUCUAAAUUUGUGAUUCCAGUUUGGGAUGUGUAUGCAUCACUUAGUACACAGGACAUAUGUAUAGAUUUAGAAUCCUCAUGCAAUUAAGCAAUAAAAAUUUCAUGUGUAUCGUACAUGAUUGGAAACAAA